Condylura cristata (star-nosed mole) is the source of this 1303-nucleotide messenger RNA. It is a transcript of the gene MRPL44, whose product is annotated as mitochondrial ribosomal protein L44. Gene Ontology annotation, cellular component: nucleus. Bases 9 to 1019 code for a protein of 336 amino acids. Gene Ontology annotation, biological process: primary miRNA processing; regulation of gene expression; rRNA processing. NCBI's taxonomy places the organism in Eukaryota, Metazoa, Chordata, Mammalia, Eulipotyphla, Talpidae. The transcript has 4 exons. The record is from RefSeq and is a predicted model, not a curated record. Gene Ontology annotation, molecular function: ribonuclease III activity; double-stranded RNA binding.
CCCCUGCCAUGGCGUCUGGGCUGGUGAGGCUGUUGUCGCGUGGAUCUCGCUGCCUCCUGACCCCCGCGGUCCCCCCAAUCGCCCCACCGGUUCGGGGAGUGAAGAAGGGGUUCCGCGCCGCCUUCCGCUUUCAGAAAGAAUUAGAGCGAUGGCGCCUGCUCCGGUGCCCGCCGCCGCCGGUGCGCCGUUCCGAGAAGCCCAACUGGGAUUACCAUGCUGAAAUACAAGCGUUUGGACCUCGGUUACAGGAGACCUUUUCCUUAGAUUUACUCAAAAGGGCAUUUGUUAAUAGCUGCUAUAUCAAAAGUGAGGAGGCCAAGCGGCAAAAGCUUGGACUAGAGAAAGAAACUGUUCUUCUGAAUCUUAAAGAUAAUCAUGAACUAUCCGAACAAGGGACAUCUUUUUCACAAGCUUGCCUCACACAGUUUUUCAAGGAUGCGUUUCCCGACUUGCCCUCGGAAGGCGUUGAAAGCCUCGUUGACUUUCUCAUGGGUGAGGAAGUCGUGUGUCAUGUGGCCAGAAACCUGGCCGUGGAGCAGUUAACUUUGAGCGCGGACUUUCCCGUGCCCCUGGCGGUGUUGCAGCGGACCUUUCUGGCGGUGGUCGGUGCCCUGCUGCAGAGCAGUGGACCUGAGCGGGCUGCACUUUUCCUCCGGGACUUCUUAAUCACUCAAAUGACUGGCAAAGAGCUCUUUGAGAUUUGGAAGGUGGUAAACCCCAUGGGGCUGCUGGUGGAGGAACUGAAGAAAAGGAAGAUUUCAGCUCCUGAAUCUAGACUUACUAGGCAAUCCGGAAGCACCACAGCUUUGCCUUUGUACUUUGUUGGCCUAUACUGUGAUAAGAAGUUGAUUGCAGAAGCACCUGGGGAAAGUGUCCUGGUUGCGGAAGAAGAAGCUGCACGAGUGGCACUUCGGAAACUUUACGGCUUUGCUGAGAACAGGCGGCCCUGGGACUAUUCCCAGCACAAAGCAAAUCUAGGAGCAAAGGAGACCAUCAGAGCCGAAGCUGCGACCGCCUGAGUGUGUGAGCAGCACCGCGGGUGAAGGCCCUGAGCCACAGCUGGGCGUUCUGACAUUGCACUGAGGCCUGAAGUUAAAGACUUACUCAUCCAGCCACACGUUGUUUGCCUUUUUCUUUCUGAUUAGUUUUGUCAAAGUUUUUGGACAUCUCUGAAAAAAAUUUUUGGGAAAUCCUUGAUUUGUAACUGUGUAACUUGUACCAUUAGGUGUACAUAAUCCCUUCUAGCUUUGAGGUGUCAUUAGUUCAAUUUAUGCUUGGUGUGAAUUUUGCUGGAAUACUAAUA